UGAAGAGCGAGGUAUAUGGCACGUGACGAACUGACAACAUCUUGUAUUCAGUGCAUUGUGCGAUUUUACAGUGAAAACGGCGGUUUAUCCAGUUCGUUCUGUCGUUUCAGUUUAACUCUUACCGAGUGCAACAAUAUUGAAAGUGAUCGACUCCUUUUCUUUCUUUAAAUAAUUUCAUGUCAUCGUAGACAAGUGUAAUUAAGUAUGGAUUUAUUCGUUGGAUUAAUUAUUGGAAUCGUGGUCUACUAUUCCAUCUAUCUCAUUCUUCCCUCCUUCUUGGAUUGCGAUAUACUGCUCGCUUUUAAGGAGAAGUACGGCAAACCCGUGUCUUCGUUGAAAGGCAAGACAGUAUGGAUAACAGGUGCAUCUGCCGGUAUCGGAGAACAUUUGGCUUAUGUGUUAGCCAAAGCGGGCUGCAAAUUAAUCUUGUCCGCUCGGAGAACCGCUGAAUUAGAACGGGUGAAGAAGACGUGUUUGGAAAAGAACAGAAACUUAACCGACAAUGAUGUAGAAGUUCAUCCUAUGGAUGUGCUUGAUUUGGAUUCACACGAGAAAGCAUUCGAGCAUGUGAUCAAUAAAUUCGGCAAGUUAGACGUACUCGUUAACAAUGCCGGCCGUAGUCAAAGAGCAAGAUGGGAAAACAUCGAGAUAGCGGUUGAUAAAGAAAUGUUCAACUUGAAUGUAUUCUCAAUCAUGUCCUUGAGCAGAUUAGCAGUUAAACAUUUUCUGAAAGUAGGCGAAGGUCAAAUCGUCAAUACCUCGAGUUUCGCGGGAAUUUUACCCGUACCGAUGUCGGCGACCUACUGCGGCACUAAACAUGCUUUACAUGGCUAUUUCAGGCCGUUGUUCUUGGAACAUUUCGAUAAGCACAUUAGCGUGACAAUGGUUUGCCCGGGUCCGGUACAGACCGACUUUCUAGCCAAAAGUUUCACUGAGAAGUUUGGCGAGAGUUACGGUAUAACAACGGACACAUCUAAAAACAAAGUUAGCGUGGAACGUUGUGCAAUUUUAAUGGGUGUCGCGAUUGCAAAUAAACUGGAUGAAGUAUGGAUUGCCACAGAGGCUCCGUUACGAAUCGCAUACCUGACUUAUUGUUUUCCGAAUUUUGCGAAAUGGUGUGUAAAGACUUUAGGUAUGAAAUAUUUACUAAAACUACGAGAUGCUAAUGCCCCCCAAAAGGAUUAAUCAUUAUGAUCAUCACUGAAUUUUCUAAUGUCAACAGCAACUGUAUUUUUGUCAUAUUUUGUCAAUAUAUUCUUCACAUAAACGCAUUAAGAAGAUUUUUAUACGAUGUAUAUGUUAAACAAAAUAAGAAAAUAAAACAGAUGUAAAAAGA
Messenger RNA from Mycetomoellerius zeteki, 1336 nucleotides. RefSeq names its product dehydrogenase/reductase SDR family member 7. The record is from RefSeq and is a predicted model, not a curated record. NCBI's taxonomy places the organism in Eukaryota, Metazoa, Arthropoda, Insecta, Hymenoptera, Formicidae. The transcript has 8 exons. Bases 205 to 1185 code for a protein of 326 amino acids.